AAAAAGUUUUUAAUUAAUUUUGGUUGGUGGUGCCGUCUACCGCGAGAGAAGGGGAGAGAGAGGGAAGGGGGAGGCAGGAGGAGGAGCUUGCCGCGACCAUGGAUUCCGACCUCUGGAUCUCGCGCCUCACGGCCGCCAAGCGGCAGUAUGCGCUGCAGCGCGCGCAGCGCCACCGUGCCACCCUGGCGUCCCACCACGAUCGUUUUGGGUCCGAUGAUAUUGAACCAGAGGACGACAUACACUCAGACUUCCCAUGCCCUUACUGCUAUGAAGAUCAUGACAUUACAUCUCUUUGCACCCAUUUGGAGGAUGAGCACCCUUUUGAGUCUAAAGUUGUGGCUUGCCCCGUUUGCUCGGCUAGGAUUUCGAAGGACUUGUUGGAUCAUAUAACCCUUCAGCAUGGCUACCUGUUUAAAUUGCAGAGACAUCACAGAUCACGUAGAGUUGCUGGUACUGGCAACCACACUCUCUCCUAUGCAGGGAGAGAUCUUCAAGAGACCUACUUAAAGGUGCUUCUUGGAAAUAGUGGUCGAAGCAGUGGUACCAAUGCAUCAAGCUCGGUUCCUGAUUCACUGCUAUCUUCGCUAGUUUUAAAUUUAUCUUCAUCAGAAGCAGAAAACACAUCAAAAUCUUCCGCUCCUGCUGUGGUGGAAAAUAAUUGGUUUAAAAGAGCACUACCUUCAAAGACUUGGAAGGCAAGCUUUCGAGAAGCUAUUUUGUUAAAUCCAGUAUAUAAGCCCUUGCAAGGGUCAACAGCUCAAUUGCGUAGGUGAUAUGCCGAAGAGUAAAUUGCACUGCGGGUACAAGAUCUUGCAUGGUGGGUGGAAAUAAGUCAGAACGGGACAGCAGAUCAAAUGCAUCAUUAAUCUUGGUUUAGUGUGCAAGCUUGGUGCAAAACUAGCCACGCUGGCACUUUUGGCACCUAAUCAGAUUCCAGCGUGGCAAUGGGGCUGGUGCAGCAUUGCACUCUUCUGCACGUCGGAGGGCCUCCGCAUGAGUUGGUCGGCUACGGGGUUCAAGAAGAACGCAACAGAGUCAGUCCCAAACAAAAGGGCGAAGGAGAACAUGGUGGAGGAAGUGGACGUGUGCAAGUCUCCUCCGAAGGUGCCACAGUGGAUUUGCUUUUGGUCUAAAAGAAAAAUCGUGUCAUAUAUAAAUUUCUAGGCUAACAGGUUCUGAUUUCAAGUAUAUAUGGUUAAUUUCGGGUCGGAUUUCAGAUUAUGGCUGCAUGGUUUGGUUCUGGUUAGGGGGAAUGCAACGAGGCAAUUGUUUUAUUGUUUAAGUUCGGAGAUAUAUUCCGGCACGCAAGAAGCCAAAUCCAUGGAGCAGGAAUCUGAGCUAUAUUGCUGAAGUAGUAGGUGUAGAACGACUCAUGCAUCAUAUUGAGAAGUGCCAUCACCCUUGAUGUUAGCAGGCAUGGUGCCAAUGAUGUGUCCAUGUUGCUCACUGAGUCGAACUUGCUCAGCAGAUUCGUAAAGGAUGUGCAGUGCACCGCACCUAGUGUGUGCCUACUGAAGUCCGGACAGAGCACCAGCUUGGGGGGGGAGGGGGGGGGGGUUGAAACUGUGUGACUGCUGGUGCGUUGAGCUUGGACAAUGGAAUCUUGGUUAUGUCGUGAGACAUGCUGCAAGCAUGUUGGAGAAGGUUCUUAACUAAGCUGCCCUUUGGAGGCGCAUGAGCAUUCCUUGUGUUUCUGCACUUUGCAAGUGGUUUGAAUGGUAAUUAGGGGAUGAAAUGUUAGGCCAUGGUUUGGUAGUGUAACUGAGUCAAGCCUUCAUAUCCUACAAUAUAACGUAUGCAGAGAAAAGGGAAACACUCACUGUACUCAGGAGGAGCCUGGUCCUGGAGAUAAAUUUAUCAAACCAGACUUAUUAUAUUGUUCUCCCAUUGUUGCAUUAAGUUAGAUUUUUAAAUAAUACACUGUUAUAACAGAUGUACAUGUUCAAUGUUGAAAAACAAACAGGCUAAAGUUUUAUACUAGAUCCAACACUGUGGGUUCUCAUCUAGCCCUGAAGUAAGCUUGCUAAACUGUAGCGGAUGUUGGGAAAUUGAACGGAUGCCUGUGCACAGCACAAAGGUGGACCACCUGUGUGGUAGUUGAAUUCAGAUAAAAGUCGCAACCUUUGCAACCCCUCACUUUCUGUCGAGUAGACUAUGCACUGCAUCAAAUGUAGGCACAUAUUUUGAACUAGGUACACCAUUGAUCAUCACUUAUUUCUGCGUAGACAAAUUGCAAUUAUUAUGAUGGGAUUUUAACCUCUAGUAGGGAGAACUGAUGUUUUCGACAUUGGCAUUGAGUCUUCAGAGGGCAUGAUGAAAUGUUAAUGCAAUUUCUUC
Molecule: messenger RNA, 2337 nt
Organism: Phragmites australis (common reed)
Lineage: Eukaryota; Viridiplantae; Streptophyta; Magnoliopsida; Poales; Poaceae
Product: protein DEHYDRATION-INDUCED 19 homolog 4-like
Exons: 5
Coding region: 99-773 (224 amino acids)
Source: RefSeq, a predicted model, not a curated record